CAAGGCAGAGUAACGGGAACUGGGUCGGUUUGGAAAUUAAAACUAACAGAAUAAAACACGGCCGAGCGUGGAAGCUGCGACAUUCCAAACAGGCUGGGAUCCUCUGUUUCCACUUCCUGGCAUCUACAGAUGGAGAAGUAGCUGGUGGAGUACUAGUACAGAAGAAGGGGUGAGAAGUGUGACAACUUUGGCUACUGGCAACAAACUUCCUGGAAAUACUUAGAGUUCUAAGUUUAUUUAAAUCAUGGCAAACAUGUGCCCAUAUGGCCGCUUCACCCACGCCGUGGUGCGGGGCAUCCCAGAGACCUUUGGGAAGGCAGUGGGAGACAGCCGUAAGAAUGGAGAGACCUCGGUGGAGCUGGCCAAGGCUCAGCGUCAGUUCGGCUGCCUGACAGGAGCCCUGAGGCAGAAGGUGGGUCUGCAGCUGAUCGAGAUCCCCCCCGACCCCGAGCUGCCAGAGAGCUGGAGGAUAGAGGAUGUGGCCGUCAUCCAGGGAGACACUGCGCUCAUCACCAGGCCCUUCAAACAGCAGAGACGCAGCGAGGCGGAGGCGGUGAGGAAGGUGGUGUCAGAGCUGAACCUGACCGUGGUGGAGAUGGGGGCCGAGGAGGGGGACUCUGGAGGGGCGACGCUGGAGGGCAGCGACGUCCUCUUCACAGGGAGGGAGUUCUUUGUCGGCAUCUCCUCACACACCAACCACAGAGGGGCGGAGGUGCUGGCAGACACUUUCAGGGACUUUGCUGUGUCCACUGUCCCCGUGUGUGGUGGAGCCCGACUGAGAAACAUCUGCUCUAUGGGGGGGCCAAACACAAUCAUCAUCAGCAACAGUGAUGGGGCCAAGAAGACACUCCGGAUGAUGGAACAGCUGACUGAUCACCAUUAUGAAGUGCUCACUGUUCCAGAGGACUCGGCAGCAAACUGCAUCUACAUCAAAGGGCCGUCUAAACAUGACUUCCUGCUCCACCGGCCUGCAGAGGAAUGUCCUGACAGCGCCUCUGCCUUCCAGAAGCUCCAGGACUACACCCUCCUGCCUACUGCCUGCAGCGAGGCCUCCAAACUGGGAGCCUCUCUGUCCUCGCUCUGCCUCCUCGUCAACAGAAAGCACACUUAUUUCUGAAAACUCAGUACAUUAGUUUUACACGUGUUCAUUGUGGAGCGAAGUCACAGAAACACUUUCCACAGAUUAACAUUCUUGUCUAUUUAUUUCUAGGGGAAAACACUGACUCACAGUAUUUGUAUGAGAUCCAAAUGUAACAUCUGCUAACUGAUUCACUGUCAGCUGAUUUUCAGCACAGCGGCCCCACCUGCUGUACAAACAGCACAUCACCCUGGUUUAAUCACUAAAACUUAACCACUACAUUUAACUCGAGUCCACUGAGCUGUCAGAUCAUAUUUAAUGAAACAGAAUAAAAUGUGAAAACUGUUGGUACAAAUGUUUUAAUGCAAGAGUGUUCGACAUGUCAGCAAGUAUAAUGGAAAACCAGUCAAAUGUGUGGCCUAAAGUACAGUUUUCCAAUACCUUGUAGUUUUGACAAUUUAGAAUUACCUGGACGAGCAGCAUAACAUUAACUUACAUUUCUGCUUUUAGCAGCAAAGAGGUUGAAUGCGGAACCUAUAUUCAUUGUUUAAGACCUGCCGAUCCCCUGUGGUACACAAAUGCUUUGUAGCUGCUAAUGGAACCAGUUUGAAUUGGUUUAGCUUUCUUAUGUGUCAAUUUGUAGCGUGUGUAGAGAUGCCAAUAAAAUUAAACUGACAAACUGUCUAUUGUAAUUUAACUACACUGUCCAAUAAGCGAAACAUGUGUGGAAGUGCGUAAA
This is a messenger RNA of Trematomus bernacchii (emerald rockcod), 1817 nucleotides long. RefSeq names its product dimethylarginine dimethylaminohydrolase 2 (gene ddah2). Gene Ontology annotation, molecular function: dimethylargininase activity; amino acid binding. The record is from RefSeq and is a predicted model, not a curated record. Bases 245 to 1117 code for a protein of 290 amino acids. The transcript has 6 exons. Gene Ontology annotation, biological process: positive regulation of nitric oxide biosynthetic process; arginine metabolic process. Lineage: Eukaryota; Metazoa; Chordata; Actinopteri; Perciformes; Nototheniidae.